Sinocyclocheilus grahami is the source of this 610-nucleotide messenger RNA. Its product is annotated as Fanconi anemia group G protein-like. Gene Ontology annotation, cellular component: Fanconi anaemia nuclear complex. The transcript is spliced from 5 exons. NCBI's taxonomy places the organism in Eukaryota, Metazoa, Chordata, Actinopteri, Cypriniformes, Cyprinidae. Gene Ontology annotation, biological process: interstrand cross-link repair. Bases 134 to 610 code for a protein of 158 amino acids. The record is from RefSeq and is a predicted model, not a curated record.
UCGAAUCAGAUGAGGAAGGUACUGACAGAGAGCGGCUUUGGUACUGAAUCAGAAAUCAGAAUGGACUGUGGCUUUAUACAGUAGAUAUGAAAUAUUAGGUACCAUUUAACUGCCUCUGUUUCCGGUCUUUGUCAUGUCUGUCAUUCCCUGUUUAGUUGAUAGAUGGAGUGAGGAGAAUAACAACAUAAUUUUGACUUGGAAGCAAAAUGAACUUGGCCUUGAACCAAAUCAGCAUGUUUGGAAGCGAUGCUGGUCGGAAAGCCUUAAACUGCUGCAGAAAAUUCAAGGAAUACCAGCAGCUACUGAACGACUCGAACUUGAAAUGACAGUUUCAUAUAAUACGUUUUUAUUCUCGUUGAGUUUCUCCAAUGCAAGUGAAAUAGAGGAAAGUCUCACCAAUAGUUUAUUAAGAGCUUUAGAGGCUGGUGGAUCUCAGGUUUCCUGUUCUGAUCCGGUUCAGUUGUGGGAGGCUGUUCUACAGACUUUUGGCUCCUCAGUCUAUGUGCCUUAUGUCCACAAGCUUCUGCUCAUCCAGUGGAUGCUGUGGCUCAUGCAGUGCCAGUUAGAGAAAGUUCUUACUCUUCUGAUGCAAAUGAAUCACAAGAGUUGA